UCAAGCAAUCACAAAACAGACUGAUUCUGAGGUAUUUGAUGACAUUCUAUGUUUGGAGGGAUCAUAUACUUAAAUAAAUGAUAAAACUAACUAUGGACUCGCGAAAAAUAUGUUUGUUGGCUUUCUUUGCAGUAGCAGCAAGAGCUGUUCCAGAGUUUCAGAGUUUUGAAUCUCAUUAUGGAGGAAAGAUCAUUGCAGUUGACGAUGCUGUGUUUGAUAAACAGGGACAAUAUGCACUGAUCAAAAUAAAUUCAUUAUCAGACAAAAUUGUUUCAACGCUAAAUUUGCAUGACUUUAACACGAAUUUCACUGCGGUCAGGAAUAACGAAAUGCGGAGGUGUCAUAUCUUCAGAACACGCCAUACACUGAGUGAAAUGAUGGACCUGUAUAAAACGGCAAUAAAUAGAAAAGGCUUCUAUGAUGUGACACAGACAUUCACAUGCACGUCAAAGGCAAUAGUUCCUACACAAGACAUGUUUCGUUUCGGAAAAAGGAUAGCUGAAUUCUGUCAAGGUGAUGAAGUUAUGUUCUCUGAAAGAAAAUUCAUAACCAAAAGAAAACGAUCUAUCAGGGCGAUUCGAGAGGCUUCAAUAGCCUGUGGUAUUUGUAUUGGCGGAUGUCAUCAUUAACCAAUAGACCAAUAGACCAAUUAAAACGUUAAAGCAAUCAACAAAUUUACACGGACAAUAUUACAAGGAACGGAAUAAGAACUAAACAAAAAAAUAUGAUAUUCAAAUGUCAACAAUAUAGUUUUUUAUUUGUCGUGCUAUGUAUAUGCUGUAAGUGUUGUACAAUAGUGUCAUUUUAUACAUGUAGACCCAUAAAUAUAUAUCGAUUUACGAUAUCUCAAAGAAAGAAAGUUCGUUUUUGUCCUUUACCUACGACAAUGUUGCUCUGAUGUACGUACACUAAUUAUGUUGAACAAAUGUCAUGCAUUUUACAUAUACAAUACUUCGCACUUACAACACAAUUCAAACAAAACCGUUUAUUGUUUAGGAACAUUGUUAUCAUAUUCAUAUACUAGUAGAUAUAACUAAAGGAUAUGUUGAAUAGUACGAGGAAUGAUCUAGAAUUACCCGGGUUUACGCAGCAAAUUCAAUAAUACUUAUCAUAUAUCCAUUUUACGAGUAUGCUA
Messenger RNA from Ruditapes philippinarum (Manila clam), 1135 nucleotides. RefSeq lists its product as uncharacterized. The transcript has 6 exons. The coding region runs from base 78 to 629 and encodes 183 amino acids. NCBI's taxonomy places the organism in Eukaryota, Metazoa, Mollusca, Bivalvia, Venerida, Veneridae. The record is from RefSeq and is a predicted model, not a curated record.